Molecule: messenger RNA, 5412 nt
Organism: Malaya genurostris
Lineage: Eukaryota; Metazoa; Arthropoda; Insecta; Diptera; Culicidae
Product: serine-rich adhesin for platelets-like
Exons: 11
Coding region: 862-4440 (1192 amino acids)
Biological process (GO): protein deubiquitination
Cellular component (GO): cytoplasm
Molecular function (GO): cysteine-type deubiquitinase activity
Source: RefSeq, a predicted model, not a curated record
ACUUUUUUCGGCAGUCGUCUCUAACACUCGGAACUGCUCACUACGCUUGAGAUAGUGCUAUAUCGGUUGCACUUCUUACCACCAGAAGAAGAAAAAAUCACGGCGGUUCACCCACGAUCGCACGACGUUCCCAAGGCUAAUCUAUAGACAAAAAUUGAACGGUGCCGAAUUUGCGAACGUGAAAGAAUAGAAAGCUUUGGAAUUUUCGUUUUUUUACCAAUAAAAAAUACGAAUUGAGAAAGGACAAAUAAAAUAACUAGCAUAUUCGCGUGAGUGAGCGUUCGUCGCUGUCAUUGUCGUCGAGAAAUCUGUGUUUGGUAACCAGAAAGUCGCCUUCCUAAGCGAGCUGUGUGAAUCACGAGUGAAAAACAGUGGACAUUUUUUUUCAAGUUCAAAUUUUCACUUGCUGCUGCUGUUAGUGAAAUACAAGCGAUCGAAUCGACAUUGUGCGUGAAUAGAGGAAUAGUUGAAAGAGCCAUCGAAGUUUUGAUUGGCCCUUCCAAGGCCUACUUGCCGAAAGUGGAGCAAAAGCAGAUUUUUCACCCGCCACCAUUCCCUCGGCAAAGCAGUAGCUGUGUGUACUAUGGUCGUUCUAAAUUCAGACAGGUGUGAAGUUAAGUUGAUUGCAGUACUUUUUCCGAACUACUGAUUUCGACUUUGCUGCGACUGAUGGCGUAUUGGCGUGAACCUUCAUUGUACGCUAAGACAAACAUGCACCAGGGCACACACGGAAACAGUUUCGUCACUAAAUUUAUAUUGAUUUUUGCGUGAUCGUGUGUAAGUUCUCGUUGAGUGUUGGCAACGAGGAGAAGGAAAAGAGAAUUACACUGUGCACCUACACGGGAUUCGAAGCAGACUAAUAUGCCUGUGAUAUCAGCAUAUUCGACUAGUGGCAGUAGUUACAUCACUCCGUCGUACCGCUACAGAUCAAGUCUAACCGAUCGGAAGAGUUACACCACUAGUAGCACCAGUAGCAGCAUAUAUAGACGGAGUUUUCGCUAUGACCUACCGUCUACUACUUCGUCAGCAUAUUCGUCGUAUCGAUCGGACCGAACCGCAGAUACAGAACACUCGACCUCAUUAUCGACACUUGGUACACAAGAUUCUGCAGUAAGCUCUGUUGGCACAUCAACCAUAACUGCUAACAGCAAGGACACCAUCAGCAGACCCAGCCGUUAUUCGACAGCCUAUAGUUACGGUUCAUUCAGCCAAGCACCUAGCACCAGAGACUUCAGUAGUUCACGGGUUAGCUCACGACAAAAAGAUCGGGAAAACAACUGUUUGUGUGCCGGAGGAGCAGGGUCGUCAUCUAGCUACAUUUCGAAUCUUCGAAGUACCGCACUAAGCGGUGCCGAAAUCUACCAAAAGUAUAGCAUCUCGACCUACAAACCGAGCAGUUUUGAAUCACGGAUUGCGGCUCGAUCGCAACCGGAUAUACCGAAACCCAGUACCAUUCUGAGUGGAUCCUCACCAAAAGCAUUAUCUCCUGCGACGACAGCGUUGGAUGUUAGCAAGGUAAACAACACACCGGUAAAAGACAAAAACAGUAACAUUGACGCUGUAACCAUCGUCAGAAGUAACAAUAACCCUACUAACACUAGUGAAAGCAUUCCCGGUGUUUCUCCUCGUUUUGAAACUAACGGCAAGCUCGCGGCAACUAACAAUACCGACACUAAACCAGUAAGCCUGACAUGCCCAUUUAACGUCCGUUCCGAGACGCUCGCUAACUGCAAUUGCAUUACUGGUACUACAGUUGUUACCACUACCACCACCACAAUUACUACCACUACCUCCUCUGCAUCCGUACUACUGUCAUCAUCGUCAUCAUCUUCGGUGCUGUACGAAUCGACUGCUGCCAACCUUGACACUGCCCGAGUUCGCAAACCAGGUACUGUCCUCGCAGCGUUCAAGCAUCCGCGAGCCGAAUUUAGCGGUUCGCUGGCAAAGUUACGAUCUGGUGGCAAACCUCCAAUACAGAAAACUACAUUUACUAGCAACAGUUCGAUCGAUUUGUCUACAGCUGCUAGCGGGCGUAAGGAGGUCCUGGGACAGUCGACCUAUCGGAAUCAGAACUUCCUCAAAAACGAGUGCGAUCUGGUGAAACGCGAAUUAAGCAAAAGUGCAACCGAAAUUGCGUUCAAGAAAGGGUCGCACCCAUCGGUCAGUAAGUCCACCGGAAUUGGUUCGGCACUUAAUCGGGUGGGUGCCAGUGAGGGCGAUUCGAAAGAUUCUAACAGUAAUAAGCACCUUUCAAAACUGGAAGUUCCUAAAGUGAGACAGCUGUUACCACUAGUUUCUAGCUUUAAAUCCAGCCAGCCGAAAGAUCAUGAGGAUGAUGACAAGAAAAAUCACCCACAGUUUCAAAACCACAUGCCGAUCACCACUACUACCACCACCACAACCACCACCACAACUAGCAACAGUUCACAACCACUAGCAGCAGAGCAGUCGUCCACUACCAAAUCUACUUUCAGUGUGGAACUAAAACACAUCGAUCAACGAACUGCGUUGUCGAACAACAUUCCUCAAUAUACUCAAAGAAAUGAAACUUCUCUUUUCAAACCAUUUCUACCAUUGACGAAAACCACAACACGGACUACGACUACCAUCACAACCACAGAGUCGCUAACAACUGUCUGUUCGUCACCAUCAUCAGCCAGUAGCACGGCUUGUACUUAUACUACCAAUUCUCGUUCCGCCAACGUCAACACCAUGAAAUCGUUACACAUCACUUCCGAACUGGAGGAACCCGUCACGCAGGCCACGAUCAAAUUGCGGCCUUCGUUGAAUGGUACCAGCAAUGGUGGGUCCGGUUACGGUAACCGCUGCAUGGCAACCGCCUCGGUUACGACGGACGAUAUUGCCGAUUUCGAUUACCAUAAUGUUACCGCUACUAUACGAAUCAAACCAAAGUCUAGCAUAAACCAUAGCACAAGCAGCAGUAGUAGUAGUAGUAGCAGUAACAGUAGCAGUAGCAGCACCACCAGCAUUAACAACAACCACAACAACAACAACAACAAUGCAAAUGACGAUGAUAGCAGCAGUGAUGAGCAGCAUGGUAUUCCCAAUGGAAUCAUCGGCAGUAGUAAUAAUAAUAAUAAUGGUAUAGAAAACUGCGACAACAACGACGAAGACGACAUCGAUGAAGUCCUAGCGUCUGCCACCACCAAAGACUCCAACUCAGUGGACAAAGAACCGAAAGCUUACGAUGAUGAUAAAAAAAUUUCUUAUUUGCGUGCUGGUACAGCAUCGAAAAGCAUUCACUCGACCAGUCCGGUGGGCUAUCGAAGCCGUGACAGUGAUUCUGGCCUGAGCAACUACCGGUCGGGAUUGAGUGGCGCUGUCCCGUCGUUGGGGGUGCAAAAAUCCUUUAACAAUGAACGAACCAACGGUGAGGAACCUAGCGAUAGUCUUGCUCGCGGUGGUAGCCGAAAGGAAGGUCUCUGCGGACUCUACAAUAUCGGUAAUACAUGCUUCAUGAACUCUGUGAUACAGUGCCUAAGCCAUACUAAGGAGCUGACGAGCUUCCUACGAACUCAACCGACGGCAGCAGAGCGGGGAACUGUCAAAGAUCACAAGAUUCUUGCCGAGUACACCAAACUGAUCAAAGACAUGUGGAACGGAACCAACCGAAGUGUGAAUCCUUCGGAACUAAAGUAUGCCUUCUCCAGCAAGCAUCGGAUGUACUCCGGUUCGGCACAACAGGACGCCCAGGAGUUUCUACGAUUCUUUAUCGAUUCCCUCCAUAGUGCGCUGAAUGUUUCAGUCAAACGGGAACCCAUAUCCAGUGCAAUCGAAGAUGACGAUUUAAACAAUCGCAUCAAAGCCGACAUGAUGUGGGAAUGGUACUCCAAGGUGGAGAAUUCUGUCAUCAAAGACCUGUUUGUCGGUUUGUUGCGUAGUACUCUGAAGUGCACGGUCUGCAACAGCUGCAGUGUGACUUUCGACCCCUUCUGGGAUCUCAGUGUACCACUUCCAUCUACAAACUCACGUUGCAAACUGGAGAAUUGCCUAGACGCGUUCGUCAAGGAAGAAGUUAUGGACGGAAUUGAUCAGCCGACCUGCUCCAAAUGCAAAACGCGUAGGAAAUGCACGAAAAGCUUCACAAUAGAACGGUUCCCCAAAUAUCUGGUCAUUCAUUUGAAACGCUUCUCGGAGACUAGGUGGAGCAAGCUAACCAAUGUGAUUGAAUUCCCAACCGGCGAACGUGAGCUGAACCUGCAGCCCUACGCUUCCGAAGACAAUACGGGACCGGUGUACUAUUCACUGUACGGUAUCUCAAACCAUAUGGGAUCCACUGCUGGCGGUCACUACGUUGCCGUUUGCAAGCAUCCAGUCAGCAAAGAGUGGCAUGAGUUCAAUGAUAACUUUGUGAGUGACGCAUCCGAGCGAAGUUUGGUGACAUCCAGUGCCUAUGUAUUAUUCUAUGAGAGAGCGUGAAUUGUCUGAAUCUUGAUACUCGAUACUGAUACAUAGAAAGAUAGAAAGAAAAACUAUAUACGAAUUUCACAGAAACAGUUGUAAAUUACGAAUAUUUCGAGGUAUUGUUACAGUAGACUGUGAUCCUUAUACAAACCAUAAAAAAAAGCAUUUUUUGUCACGGAAUAUUUUCAAAGCAUUCAAACAAAAAUUAAAAAGGCCAUAUCAGGAAAAAAACUCAUACCACCAGUGUUGCGCUUAGUCACUAAAUUCUUUGUAGCACUGGAACUUCAUAUGUUCCGAUAUCGGAUGGAAUACAGCAGAGUCAUCUGUAACAAUACAGCGAUUUAGUUAUCCUACUGAAGUUAAGAGACUUAAUGCGACAAGAUUGAGCUAGUUUGUUCCGACCAGUGCAGUUACAAUUAUUGUGCAUAUUGCCAGGGCUUUGCGAAAUUCUCAGUAACGCCGUAUACGGCCGUAGUUAAGAUCCAAACACGAAAAAGUCGAAACUCAACAAAGUAACGAAAAAAGAUGACUAGAUGAAGAAGUACCCGAAAUGAACGCGGGAACAGUUAAUCGCAAAUGACAGAGGAUUAGAUUUGUAAUAUUUAUUUUACUAUUUAUUGUAGAUACAGAACAAUAUUUAUAUCUAGUGUAAGGUGUUGAGAUGAUAACCAAAAUUUUAGUUGUUGACCAUAUUUGUUUUCAGUGCUACUCUCAAACAAUAAAUGCUGCAUCUUUUGUUUUCAGAUAGACACAAAAUGGCGUCGAUUGUUGUGUUUUAUUCUUCCAGAUCCCUAACAACAGCCCUUUCUAACAGAUUCUCGACUUCUCACCACUGUUCGAGAGAGCGAGUAACAAAUAUAUGAAAACACAUGCAGUAUUCGGCAAUGAAAAUAAAAAAACUCGCGAUAAAACAGACGCCUUUUCCGUCCCACUAAAUCAAUGUUGCGUUGUGUUGAAAUGAAUAAAUGAAUAAGCAGAAAUACCAAA